This is a messenger RNA of Telopea speciosissima, 1327 nucleotides long. Its product is annotated as adenosine kinase 2-like. The record is from RefSeq and is a predicted model, not a curated record. The transcript has 12 exons. Gene Ontology annotation, molecular function: adenosine kinase activity. Gene Ontology annotation, biological process: purine ribonucleoside salvage. Lineage: Eukaryota; Viridiplantae; Streptophyta; Magnoliopsida; Proteales; Proteaceae. The coding region runs from base 123 to 1148 and encodes 341 amino acids. Gene Ontology annotation, cellular component: nucleus; cytosol.
CCCGGUAGACUAUUUUAGUCUGUUACAAUACUUUCUCUGUAAUACUAUUAUUAAUUAUUUUGCUCUUCGUUUUUCCUUUCCCUCGCUCUCCGCUUGCUUUCCGAGAUCUCGUUCCUUCUGCAAUGGCGUACGAGCGAGUUCUUUUGGGAAUGGGGAACCCCCUCCUUGACAUUUCAGCCGUCGUAGAUGAGCCGUUCCUGGAGAAAUAUGGUGUCAAGUUGAAUGAUGCUAUUCUUGCAGAGGACAAGCACCUACCAAUGUACGAUGAAUUGGCUACCAAGUACAAUGUGGAGUAUAUCGCUGGAGGUGCAACACAAAAUUCAAUCAGGGUUGCCCAGUGGAUGCUUCAAAUUCCUGGGGCUACUAGUUUUAUGGGUUGCAUUGGCAAGGACAAGUUUGGGGAAGAGAUGAAGAAUAAUGCAAAACUUGCCGGUGUUAAUGUUCAUUAUUAUGAAGAUGAGUCUGCACCAACGGGUACAUGUGCUGCUUGUGUAGUUGGUGGUGAAAGGUCACUCAUUGCUAACUUGUCAGCUGCAAAUUGCUAUAAAAGCGAACAUUUGAAGAAACCAGAAAAUUGGGCAUUGGUCGAAAAGGCCAAGUACUUCUAUAUUGCUGGGUUUUUCCUCACGGUGUCCCCAGAGUCCAUUCUACUCGUAGCUGAACAUGCAGCUGCGAACAAGAAGGUCUUCUCGAUCAACCUUUCUGCUCCAUUCAUUGUUGAAUUCUUCAGGGAUCCUCAGGAGAAAGUUUUACUCUAUGCGGACUAUGUUUUUGGAAAUGAGACAGAAGCAAAAAUCUUCGCAAAGGUUCAUGGCUGGGAGACUGAGAAUGUCGAGGAGAUUGCUUUGAAGAUCUCCCAAUGGCCCAAUGCUUCAGGAACGCAAAAAAGGAUUACUGUGAUCACGCAAGGUGCUGAUCCAGUUGUUGUUGCUGAGGAUGGCAAAGUGAAAUUGUUCCCUGUGAUCUUGUUGCCCAAGGAGAAGCUUGUUGAUACCAAUGGAGCUGGAGAUGCUUUCGUUGGGGGAUUUUUGUCUCAGUUGGUUCAAGAGAAGCCAAUUGAAGAAUGUGUCAGAGCAGGGUGUUACGCAGCAAACGUUAUCAUCCAACGAUCUGGCUGCACCUACCCAGAAAAGCCUGAUUUUAAAUAGGCAUUUUCUCAUGAGAAUGUCUUCCUUUCUUUUCUGUGUGUGUGUUGAUUUUGAUGCAAAUGAGGCUCUGAACUGGUUGUGGUAAUUUUGUUUCACCAGUGCCUAAUGGGUAAUUUUGCUGAUAAUUUUAGUACUGGAUGUAUCUUUUAUAUUUUUUUUAAUGAUUUCCCCAGUCAGAU